GCGGCUUCCCGCCUCGGCGCUCCGUGAGGCGAUGGCGGCGGCGGCGGACUGUCUCCGCGGCGGUUCCGACCCGUGAGGCGCCGCCGAUGGGCCCCGCCGCCCCGCUCGAGCCCCUUCGCCCCCCGCUUCAGCGGCGGCGGCAGGUGGGGAGCGGCGCAGGGACGCGGCGCAGCGCGAUGCAGCCCCGGCCCGGGAGCCGCCGCCGCCACCCGGCGCUGCCGCCGCUGCUGCUGCCCGCGCUGCUGCUGGCCUGCGCCCCGCCGGCAGGGCGGGCGCAGGAGGUGCAGGCGGAGAACGUGACGGUGGCGGAGGGCAGCACGGCCGAGAUCACCUGCCGCCUGCACCACUACGACGGCUCCAUCGUCGUCAUCCAGAACCCCGCGCGCCAGACCCUCUUCUUCAACGGCACCCGCGCGCUGAAGGACGAGCGGUUCCAGCUGGCCGAGUUCACGCAGCGGCAGGUGAGGAUCCAGCUGGCCGGGGCGCGGCUGGAGGACGAGGGCGGCUACUUCUGCCAGCUCUACACCGAGGACACCCACCACCAGAUCGCCACGCUCACUGUGCUCGUGCCCCCCGAGAGCCCCGUGGUGGAGGCGGCGGGGGCGGCGGUGGAGGGCGCCGAGGUGGAGCUGAGCUGCCUGGUGCCCCGCUCCCGGCCCCCGGCCACCCUGCGCUGGCUCCGCGACCGCCGCGAGCUCCAAGGCGUGAGCAGCCGGGAGCAGCUGGGGAAGGUGUUCCGGCUGCGGAACGUGCUGCGCUUCCGCGUGGAGCGCAAGGACCACGGGGCCAUCGUCACCUGCGAGGCCACCCACCCCGCCCUGCGCGGCCAGCGCCGCCAGACCCAGUACAUGCUGGACGUGCAGUACGCGCCCUCGGUGCGGCUGCACCCGUCGCAGAGCGUCCUGCGGGAGGGCGACACCCUGGUGCUGACCUGCGCCGUCACCGGCAACCCCCGCCCCACGGAGAUCGCCUGGAGCCGGGCCAACGAGUCGCUGCCGGGGCGGGCGCGGGCCGAGGGCGAGGUGCUGACGCUGCCGGCGCUGAGCCCCCUCGACAACGGCACCUACAGCUGCGCCGCCGCCAACCGCCACGGCCGCGCCGCCGCCCACUACAGCCUCGUCGUCUACGACCCGGGGGCGGUGGUGGCGGCGCAGAGCUCGGUGCCCUACGCCAUCGUCGGCGGGAUCCUGGCGCUGCUCGUCUUCCUCGUCAUCUGCGUCCUCAUCGCCAUGGUCUGGUGCUCCAUCCGCCAGAAAGGCUCGUACCUGACGCACGAGGCGAGCGGGCUGGACGAGCACGGGGAGGCGCGCGAGGCCUUCCUCAACGGCGCCGACGGCCACAAGCGCAAGGAGGAGUUCUUCAUCUAGGGGGGCGCGGGGGGGGCGCCGGGACAGCGG
Messenger RNA from Dromaius novaehollandiae (emu), 1397 nucleotides. It is a transcript of the gene CADM4, whose product is annotated as cell adhesion molecule 4. Gene Ontology annotation, molecular function: vascular endothelial growth factor receptor 2 binding. The transcript has 10 exons. Gene Ontology annotation, cellular component: cell-cell contact zone. Gene Ontology annotation, biological process: regulation of Rac protein signal transduction; negative regulation of peptidyl-tyrosine phosphorylation; regulation of wound healing. The record is from RefSeq and is a predicted model, not a curated record. Bases 87 to 1367 code for a protein of 426 amino acids. Lineage: Eukaryota; Metazoa; Chordata; Aves; Casuariiformes; Dromaiidae.